CACACACACACACACACACACACACACACACACACACACACACACACACACACACACACAAGCUCCGGGACCUGCACGAGAGAACUACCUGUCCUGUGCUCUUGGUUGGAUGUUUUGGAGGAACAGUGCGUUUUGCAGAAGAAGAGUGGGGGGAUUAUUAUGUGGCUCAGUUUUGAAGGGGUGUUGUGUGGAAGUAAAAUCAAGGAUGUUCAGCAGGAGACCAGAGCUAAACAGUGGCACGCUGAGAUGUGGGCAGAGCUGAGCUCACCUCUCUGGGAAGUGACAGAAAGCCCUUUUUUCUUGUUGCAACUUCUUCUCAGCAGCGCAAGAGGAUCAGACACUAGCAAGUGUAUUUUAUAGAUGGGACCAUGGUUAUGUUGAAGAUCUCUGCUUUCCUCGUUGCCUACGCCCUGGUUAUUUGCCAGAUGUACUGCUCACAAGCCGCCCCUGCCAGACCGGGUUUAGAGUCCAUGUCAGACCGAGUCACGCUCACGGACUACGAGGCGCGAAGGUUACUCAACGCCAUUGUCAAGGAGUUUGUGCAGAUGACAGCGGAGGAGCUGGAACAGCAGGCAACUGAAGGAAACAGCAUGGACAGGCCCAUAACCAAGCGCUGCUCCAACCUCAGCACCUGUGUGCUGGGCAAACUGUCUCAGGAGCUGCACAAGUUGCAGACGUUCCCUCGCACGAACGUGGGAGCAGGAACGCCCGGGAAGAAGCGCAGUGCGCCUGAGACCGACAGCUAUGCAAGCUACGGCGAGACGUUUGACAGCAUCUAACCUCCUCCUCAUCCUCCCUCAAACCCUUUUACCUUUACUGCAUCUCUUCUUCCUCCUCUACCUUUCUGUUUCUUUCCUCUUUCCUCCUGUCCUGUCCUCUUCCUCUCCCUGUUUCUUUCUUAUUGUUUUUGGAUUGACAAGUGCAUGUUGAUUUUACCUGCCUGAUUGACAUGAGAAGAAUAUGACCUUUAACUGCAACCAACUUUUCAGUUCUCCCCCCCUUUUUUUUUUUUUUUGGCAGAGAAUGAUUUGCCCCUAUGAUUUCAGACAAUCGGACUUAGUUUUCAUUAAUGUAAUUCAGGAGCCGAUUCAGCCAUCCAUCUCUGUGUACUGUGCGUGGAGUCAUUUGAUGGCAUCGAAGCCCUUGAAAUUUAAGGGUUGAGCGAGAUCACUUAAUUGAACCAUUAAUAAAUGAUCCACUCAUGCGACACCAUGUUUCUUGUUCAAUAAACGUAUUUUUCUACCAGGAA
This is a messenger RNA of Dicentrarchus labrax (European seabass), 1249 nucleotides long. RefSeq names its product calcitonin gene-related peptide-like. Gene Ontology annotation, cellular component: extracellular region. Bases 369 to 779 code for a protein of 136 amino acids. Gene Ontology annotation, molecular function: hormone activity; calcitonin receptor binding. The record is from RefSeq and is a predicted model, not a curated record. The transcript has 4 exons. NCBI's taxonomy places the organism in Eukaryota, Metazoa, Chordata, Actinopteri, Moronidae.